AUGAACCUGCCUAUAGAGCCAUUGGUCCUGUCAGAAAAAGAAAGAAAUGAAGAUACCAAUGAACUUGUGACACAACUAAAAUUGGCUUCCUUGAGAACCAAUAAACAGGGUAAAGCCCAUCAUAACGAGUUUACGAUAUUUGACAGUGACAUCACCCUUGACGGAUGGCGUUUUAAUGAGUUUGAUUAUGCUAAGACCAAGAUCAGCUUACCAACUAACGCACGAGGGCUGUUUACCAAGACAUACAAAGAUGGCACUUCAAAGAUUAUUACUCGAGGUUAUGACAAAUUUUUCAACGUCAACGAGGUGCUUCCAACUAGACCAGACUGGAUUUUAAAAAACACGAUAGGUCCAUACGAAGUUACGCUUAAGGAAAAUGGCUGCAUCAUAUUUGUUUCAGGUCUACAAGAUGGCACUAUUAUCGUCUCUUCUAAGAAUUCGACUGGAGAUAGAACUGAGUUAUCAAGGAACCAUGCAAAAGUUGGUCAAGAAUAUCUAUUGAAGCAGCUAAAAGAGAAUGGAAUAGCGGCUGAAUCAUUGGCUAAAUCACUUUAUGAAUUGAACGUGACUGCGGUCGCAGAGUAUUGUGAUGAUGAAUUUGAGGAACAUGUGUUGGAGUAUCCAAAAGACAAGGCCGGCCUCUUCUUGCAUGGUUUAAAUGUCAACAAGCCCGUAUUCAAAUCGUACCCUAUGGAGCAAGUCUGCAAGUUUGCAGACGCCUUUGGUUUUAACAAGGUUGAAUAUUUGAUGAAGGACAACUCGGCUGAGUUGUUUGAGUUUCUAGAUGGCUGUUCGACUACCGGAACUUACAAUGGAAGAGAGAUUGAAGGCAAAUCGGUCCGAGAAAUGCGCAUCACCAAACAUAAGAAAGUCUCUUUGGAGUAUCUUUCUUUCAUUAAACCACUAUUAGUUGGGAACACAAAACUAUCUGAAGAGUUUCUGCAAGGUCAUGGAAUUAUUGCAUUGAGAAAGCUUUUCCUCCAACAUUGCGGUAUGAAAGGGUAUGAAAUAGCUAACGAGGAGGACACGGAAGACGAACGAAUGAAGGAGUUGGAAUUGCAACUCUCUAAUAUAUCACUAACCGAUGCAAUUUACAAAUUUGUCAUAGUAAACGUCGCAGUUAUUGGUUGCGGAAAAACAACCACAUCAAUUAUGCUUAGUAAAUUACUCCCUAAGUGUGGCCAUGUUCAAAGUGAUAAUAUUACCAAACCUGUAAAGGACAAAUUAACUAGAAUGGCUCUUGAAACAUUAAGGGACCAUGAUAUGGUAAUUAUUGACAGGGGCAACCAUCUUCUUCGAGAGAGAAAACAGAUAUUUGAUGAGUUUGAAGAUCUAUAUCAUGAUUACCUCCCAAUCAAUACGAAGUUCAAGUUUGUCUGUCUGAAUUAUGUUUCCAACAAAAACUCGCCAGAACUUUGGAACCUAACCAGGUCUCGUAUAAUUGAACGGGGAGACAACCAUCAGACUAUCAAAGCGGAAACGCAAGGGGUUAAGUUUGCAGAAUCCAUUAUGAAAGGGUUUAUUAAUCGGUUUCAACCCGUCGAUGUGGAUCACGAACCAGACUCCAAAUUCAAUGUUGUCAUUGAUUUAGAAGUCCAUCCCAACAAUUCUUCGAAAAGUAAUGCUGUGAAGGUCGUCAAUACGCUCAUUGAGUAUUACCCAGAAGUGGUUUCUCCGGUAUCCGAUGAGAAAAUUGAGCAUGCAUUUCAGGACGCUUUGGAUCAUAAACCGGAACUGACUAUAAAAGUUGGAAAAGCAAAGACGAAGAAGGUAAAACCUGCUUAUGUUGGCAUUGGCCUUAGUGACAAAGAUAAAGCUAGACUAAUGGAUGCGAUUGAACAAUUAUUUGCUAGGUGCGCAGCAGAAAACAAUCAACCAGUUGACAUGUCAACAUGGGUCACUCUUAAACAACUAGGAAGAAUCCCAGAGAAGUUGCAUGUUACUUUGGCACAUAUUGCGUCAACCAGGGAUAAGAAGCUUGGGAAGAUAUGGAAUCGAUACACAAAUGAGUACUUUUCAAAAUUUAUCCAAGAAAUGAAUAAAAAGCUGCCUGAUGACUUAAAAGGGUCUCUGCAGACAUUACCUAAUACAAAAGCGCACAUUCGUUUGAAGUCGCUCUGUAUCUCUGAAAAGCUAGCCUGCGUUGAAGUGGACAUCGAAGGCAUUAUCAACGAAUCCCAGUCAAUUACCGUUGAAUCGACCAACAAAUACCCUCACAUUACUCUAGGUACAGUGGAUCAAACCAUUCCAGCUGUGGAGUCUAAUAUAUUAUUACAGGAGUUAAUCUCGCAUCGUGGAUCAUCGGAAACCCCCGAAACUCCAGACGAUCCAGCCAAAACUCAAAUCUCAACUGAAGAAGAAAGUUGCAACAGAAAAUAUCUCUAUACAUUUCCACCUGACAUCCUAUUUAAGGAUCUGAACUUGUUUCUGCAGUUCUAG
Molecule: messenger RNA, 2439 nt
Organism: Komagataella phaffii GS115
Lineage: Eukaryota; Fungi; Ascomycota; Pichiomycetes; Pichiales; Pichiaceae
Product: tRNA ligase, required for tRNA splicing
Exons: 2
Coding region: 1-2439 (812 amino acids)
Biological process (GO): tRNA splicing, via endonucleolytic cleavage and ligation
Cellular component (GO): nuclear inner membrane
Molecular function (GO): RNA ligase (ATP) activity; phosphoric diester hydrolase activity; ATP binding
Source: RefSeq, a predicted model, not a curated record